Messenger RNA from Papaver somniferum (opium poppy), 1531 nucleotides. Its product is annotated as thaumatin-like protein. The record is from RefSeq and is a predicted model, not a curated record. The transcript has 3 exons. Gene Ontology annotation, biological process: defense response. Gene Ontology annotation, cellular component: extracellular region. Lineage: Eukaryota; Viridiplantae; Streptophyta; Magnoliopsida; Ranunculales; Papaveraceae. Bases 476 to 1300 code for a protein of 274 amino acids.
UCCUCACAGCAAUUCUGGAAAACAGAUCGUUCAAUUCAAAAUUAGCUCCUUCAACCAAACUGUGUAAUCCUCAGGGGACUGUUGGAUUCGUGAAGUUUUAAUAUCAAUACCUAGAUUCUUCUUUCAAAGUUCAAUGAAUAGGUGGACUAAAAGGGUUUCGACAUAAGACACCGCUGAAACAAAGAAACCUUAAAUUGGUUAAUGGGAGGCGUUGGCGGAUUUAUAUAGGAUGAAACAGUUGCAUUGUAGUUACAACACGAUAGUUGGUGCUCUUUGUCGAGUUGGGAAGUUUAUAAGUGAGGGUUAUUACAGUGCUGCUGUUAAUGAGAUUGACAGGGCUGUUGAAAUGAUGUGCAAAAUGAAGUUGAUGAAUCAUGGGAUACCCACAACAACGUCCUACACACUGAUCAUUCAUGCUCUGUGUGACGCUAGAAGGGUGCUGGAAGCACAAGAUUUUAUUGUUUUCGGAUGAACGAUGGAGAGGGAUCCAGGAACUGGUCAAAUUAGGUGUAAACAAAGGACAGAUGCCUGUUUAAGGGAUACAGCCUUGAAUCUAACCUUGAAUCAUUUUAUGAACUCUGGUCAUGCUGAAGGAGAUGCAGUCACAUUCCAUGUGCGCAACAAAUGCACAUUCCCUUUAUGGCCAGCAACUGCCUCAAAUGUAGGGCAUCCGAUAAUAGCUGAUGGCGGUUUCUUUCUUCCAUCAGGCCAGACAAAACGCAUCCAAGCUCCCCCAACAUGGAAUGGACGGAUAUGGGCAAGAACUGGGUGUGACUUCACUUCUACCUCUAACACGAAACCUUGUUGUCAAACUGGUGACUGUGGAGGAAAAAUCGCUUGUAAUGGGAACAUAGGACUGCCCCCUGCUACCCUUGUGCAGGUUACCCUGCAACCAGGUAACAAACCUAGUUUCUAUGAUGUAAGUUUGGUUGACGGCUACAACGUCCCAAUCUCCGUCUCUGCUAAAUCAAAGGCUUCCAAUUGUUAUAUUGGCGGAUGCUUAAAAGAUCUGAACAAGAUUUGCCCACAAGAGCUUCAAGUGUUAAAUGGCGACAGAAAGGUGGUAGCUUGCAAAAGUGCGUGUUUGGCAUACAAUGUUGACAUAUUCUGUUGCAGAAAUGCUUAUGGAAAUCCUAACAAGUGCAAACCAAACAUGUAUUCCAACAUGUUCAAACAUGCUUGCCCGUCUUACUACAGUUAUGCUUUUGAUUCGCCUCCGCCAUUGGUAAGUUGUACCUCUAACGAGUAUAUCAUAACUUUCUGCCCUGACGGAUGGGGUUCUGAACACGUUUCAGCUUAGUUCAGCAGGAUAGGGUCUCAUGACUCUCAUGCCCGACUUGCCAUUGAACUUCAAGCGAUUUAGGCAACUUGAGUUCUAAACUACCCGUCAUGUUUUGUAUUUUGUGUUUUAGUCGAUGUCUUAAAUAAAGUAGGAAAUACCAAUAGGUCCUAGUAAAGGACCAAACGAUAUUUUCCCCUUAAAUAAAAUAGUUCACAGCAACUUACUUUAUAUGUUGCAACUGUUGUUUUA